AUUUAGUUGAGGCAUACAUCCAUCACCUCUCUCUCUCUCUCUCUCUCUCUCUCUCUCUCUCUCUCUCUCUCUCUCUCUCUCUCUCUCCUGUGGUAGAGCAUUUUCCUGCCAGUUUGUAACCAUGUUACCAAGGAGCAGAACUCUUCCACCGAGAAUGAAUCAUGCCGCUUUUGAAGAAAGGCAAGACAUAAGGCACUACAUGCAAGUGGAAAUCCAACCAAAAGCCCAAAGUGAGACUGAAGCAAUGAACCCUCUUUCCAACUAUUCCAAGUGCUUUGAUGAUGAUGGCCGCUUGAAGAGAACUGGAACUUUUUGGACUGCAACAUCCCAUAUUAUCACUGCUGUUAUCGGGUCGGGCGUUCUUUCGUUGGCAUGGGCAAUCGCGCAGCUCGGGUGGGUCGCAGGACCCGCAGUCAUGAUGCUCUUUGCGAUUGUCAUUCUUUAUACUUCGAGUCUUUUGUCACAGUGCUAUAGAACAGGGGACCCUGUCACUGGACCCAGAAACUACACCUACAUGGAUGCAGUCAAGGCUAACUUAGGUGGUAGAAAGGUUGCGGUAUGCGGUGCGAUCCAGUACUUGAAUUUGUUUGGCACAGCAAUUGGUUACACAAUUGCAGCAUCAGUCAGCAUGAUGGCGAUAAAAAGAUCAAACUGUUUCCAUAAAAGCGAAGGAAAAGAUCCGUGCCACAUGUCGAGCAAUGGGUACAUGAUAACUUUCGGAAUCACGGAGAUUAUAUUUUCCCAGAUCCCGGAUUUCGACCAAGUGUGGUGGCUGUCGAUAGUUGCAGCUGUUAUGUCUUUCACAUACUCUACAGUUGGUCUCUCACUUGGUAUCGCCAAAGUUGCCGAAAAUGGGAUUAUCAAAGGAAGCCUGAUGGGUAUCAGCACAGGGACACUAACAAAAGCAGGGACAGUAACAGCUAUGCAGAAGCUUUGGAGGAGCCUUCAAGCUCUUGGUGCUAUUGCCUUUGCAUAUUCUUAUUCCAUCAUCCUCUUAGAAAUACAGGAUACCGUAAAAUCUCCUCCGGCAGAGUACAAGACAAUGAAGAAGGCAACUGUACUGAGCAUAAGUGUUACAACAGUGUUCUAUUUACUGUGUGGGUGCAUGGGUUAUGCUGCCUUUGGAGAUUAUUCUCCUGGAAAUCUCCUCACUGGUUUCGGAUUCUAUAAUCCAUAUUGGCUACUCGACAUUGCCAAUCUUGCAAUUGUUAUCCACCUUGUUGGUGCAUACCAGGUUUAUUGCCAACCUCUAUAUGCAUUCGUAGAAAAAUGGAGCGCGAAAAGAUGGUCCAAAAGCGACUUUGUAACGGCUGAAUACGACAUCCCUAUCCCUUUGUGCGGCAUUUACCAGCUCAACUUCUUCCGGGUAACAUGGAGGACCGUGUUUGUGGUGGUGACGACAGUCAUAGCAAUGCUCAUGCCUUUCUUCAACGACGUGGUUGGAAUACUUGGAGCCUUUGGGUUUUGGCCACUAACGGUCUACUUCCCCGUUGAAAUGUACAUCUCUCAGAAGAAGAUAAAAUCGUGGUCAACCAGGUGGAUCGCGCUUCAAAUACUAAGCUUCACUUGCCUGAUUGUGUCUCUAGCCGCCGCGGUUGGCUCAGUCGCCGGCGUUCUACUGGAUUUGAAAACUUAUAAGCCUUUCAAGACUAGUUAUUGAUGGAAAAGAGGAUGCCAAGGAAAAUAUUGAUACUACAAUAGGAAACAUAUGUCAUUUCAAGAAAUAAAAUGUAGGAGUAUCUGAAACUUGAAGUUCCAUUUCCACUAUGAUUUGUUUAUGCAGACUGUGCUUGCUUAGUUGCAAAAGAUUAAUGGUUUUGUGAUGCAGAGGAAAGUAAUUUUGAUUGUA
Molecule: messenger RNA, 1849 nt
Organism: Rhododendron vialii
Lineage: Eukaryota; Viridiplantae; Streptophyta; Magnoliopsida; Ericales; Ericaceae
Product: amino acid permease 3-like
Exons: 8
Coding region: 122-1660 (512 amino acids)
Cellular component (GO): plasma membrane
Source: RefSeq, a predicted model, not a curated record